Molecule: messenger RNA, 417 nt
Organism: Caenorhabditis briggsae
Lineage: Eukaryota; Metazoa; Nematoda; Chromadorea; Rhabditida; Rhabditidae
Exons: 3
Coding region: 1-417 (138 amino acids)
Biological process (GO): embryo development
Source: RefSeq, a predicted model, not a curated record
AUGAAUACUUUCGAGAGCGAAGAUGCUAAAUACGAUUAUUUUCAGUUGAACGUAUCUGGAAAGGCAAUUGAUUUUCGAAUAUCCGAUAGAGAAUACAUACUCCCUGCAGCAGUUUUUGACCUGUGUGAUAUAGAAGCUGUAAUCCAAUCUACUCAUAGCUAUCUUCUUGACAUCUUUGGGAAAUCUGUCAAGUAUAAUUGGAAAGCAGAAGACACAGAGAAAGAAUCCGAAGAGAUUUCUAUUCCUUAUAUUCCAAAACUCAAAAACAUACGAUCGGUAUUGUUCUCUCAUUUCAUCAAAAACAUAUUCAAUCGUCAGCCACACAAUGUCGUUAGAGAAUCAGAUAAUCGCGUGGCAUCUGUUCUGAUUGAGCAGGAGACUCUCCGUUUUGGAGUGUGGGACAAAACAGAGGAAUAG